AUUCAGAAGCAUAAAAUAAUAAUUGUUCAAGUUCACUACAAAUAAUAAUCCUUAUUGAAAUUGGAAAAAAGGCUAAAAGCCCGCAAAGAGCCUUCAAAGGGCAAGGCAUUCAUUCAUUCAUGUUGUUGCAUAAUGUUUUCAAAAUAAAUAUUUAGUUUUGCUGAAUCUCAGUGAAAGCAGUACUGUGCCGUUUGUGUACGGAGGGUUCCCACUUAACUCCACAAAAUUUGAAGCACAUCAUCAGUAUGCAAGACAGCAAGAUGAAGUUCACUCUUUCAAUUGCUCUCAUUUACUCCAUUUGGUACAAAAGUGUUCAAACACAAGGAGUCAGGAGUUUUGAGGGAGGAGGUGAUGGCCCGUCUCCAGCAAGCUGUUGUUUAUCUGUGUCAAACACAAAAAUACCAAUAGUAAACCUUUUGGAUUAUUAUGUGCAAGACACAAGUCUGUGUCCCAUCAGAGCUAUACGGUUCCGCACCAGGAAAAAUAAAACAAUCUGUUCAGAUCCUGAAGAUAAAUGGGCCAAGAAAGCAAUGAUAGAACUGAAUGCAAAACGUGCAAUUGAACCUUCCAAAGAACCUGUUGAGUGCCAAACAUCUCAAUCAAAACCGAUCCCAACACCACUGACCACUUUUAUAUCCAAAGCAAAUGACAACAGCGUAGCAGUCACUGCAGUGAUGAUCACAACUUCACCCACAAAGAGGAUAAAACAACUGCCAAAGAGAAGGAGAGGAAAAAGCGGGAAAGGAAAAUCGCUGAGAAGAUAUCAGUACCGAUUGAGGAAAUACAAAAAAAAUGUUGAUUAAAAAUAGAUCAAAAUAAAUACCCCUGUUCCUAUUUUGUGUCAGGUCGCCUUAAAAAUCUUUCUGUUUGAAAAGUCUGAGGAGCUAUUUAGCAGCUGUUGUGUAUGUUUCACAGACAGAUUAUUUGACAAUUCUUUAUUUGUGCUCUGCUAGUAAUGAUUAUUUUAAUUCAUUUGCCUUGAUGUUUCAUUUGCAGAUUUGAAUUUUGAUUUACAAACAUGCAUACAUUUUUACAUAUUCAUUAUUUACAUUAGUUUGGUUGUGCAAUAAAUGAAUGAGUGAAA
Messenger RNA from Misgurnus anguillicaudatus (oriental weatherfish), 1084 nucleotides. Lineage: Eukaryota; Metazoa; Chordata; Actinopteri; Cypriniformes; Cobitidae. The record is from RefSeq and is a predicted model, not a curated record.